UCCGCCCCCAAAUGCAAAUACAUCAGAAGAGGUUCCUUCCCCAGGGCUGGGAGCAGAGCAGGCUCAGGCAGGAGAGCUACAUGAUGAGGGUGUUUGUCUUGCUGGCUGUGCUUUAUGGUGGAGCAAGCAGCAGCAUUGUGCUGCAGAAAAUGUAUGGAAGGAUCACGUCCCCCAACUUCCCAAACGUCUACCCAAAUCAUAAGGAGAGAGUCUGGAAUAUUACUGUCCCUGAGGGAUAUUCUGUCCGCAUCUACUUCACCCAUUUCAACUUGGAGCUGUCCUACCUCUGUGAAUACGAUUAUGUGAAGCUGGGCUCUGGUGGGAGGACCUUGGCUACUCUGUGUGGAAAGGACAGCACAGACACAGAGGAGGCUCCAGGCAACAAGACAUACGUCUCCGUUGACAACAACCUCAUAGUAGAGUUUCGGUCUGACUACUCCAAUGAGAAACCAUUCACAGGCUUUGAGGCCUUUUAUGCUGCUGAAGAUAUUGAUGAGUGCAAAAAGCUGUUUGAUGGUGAACCCCUCUGCAGUCAUCACUGUCACAACUACGUGGGGGGCUACUAUUGCAGCUGUCGGAUUGGCUACACGCUGCAUGAAAACAAGAGGACAUGCACAGCGUGAGAUAAUUAAGCUUCUCCUCGCUUAGGCAGAGAUGGAGACAGAUGUACUGGGAAGAGCCCUCCCUCCUGACCUGCCUGUUGCAGUCUGCCCAAGGGCUGCAGGCUUCUUUUGCUCUGUGACUUGUAUGUCUUGGUUCCUUGCCUUUCAGACCUGCCUCCUGCAGACAAUAAAGAGGCUGUUCCUUGUUGAAAGCUGAUGGCAGCCUCUGGAGCAUUCAUUUUCUUGCAUUUCCCAUGUGUCACUAUGGAAAGAAGAACGUAGAUAAGGAUCUAGUGAAAGAGGAGCCAUUGUGCAAGGCCCCUGACCAUCACAGAUAUCUGAAGCCUCUUGAAUUUCUUGUCUAAUUCUUAUGGCUUGACCUUCCAUAGUUCUUAGGCUGCAAUGAGACUAGAACCACACAUUUGUUCCCUAAUAUUCAUUUUAGAUACGCUCUUGUUUGCACUUGUGCCAGUAGGCUGGAACUAUUUAUGUUCAGAGCCCAUUCAUUCUUUGUAAAGGUUUGCAUAUUUCUUUUUUUAUCCAAAUUUUGUGACUCGGGAUAAAUUUCCCAGAAGGCUACAACUGAAAUGUAUUCUGGAGAGCAAAGUCUCAGAGUUCCAAGAGUGUCACCAGCACAGUUUAGGUGUCUUGACUUCAUUGCCUCCUCACAAUAGAUGCAACAAAAAGAAUGCUGUUCUUCAGUGCAAUUGCUUGUGGUGUUGUUACUGUCUCAGUUCCUCACAGAGCUUCUCACUGCUCCAUUUAAUAUCCAUUGGUUGUCCUUUUAGCCUGUACCCUCUUUGGGCAGGGACCAUCUUCUUGAACUACGUUGGAGAAAUGCCAUGCUCUGUAUUUGUCAGUGACUAGAGCUCCCAAUGGAAACACGGUGACGACUGCAAGAGGUUAACAAGUCGGAGCUGAGCUGCUGGAGGUGAACUGCUGAAGAUAAAAAAAGGACUGUGUUUAAAAAGCUUGAGGGAUUAGGGAGCAUUAGUUGUUCAGCAUUUCCUUAUUUCUACAAUUUAGCAGGAGUUGCUUUCAAUUAUUAUUUAUGAGGCUCAGUUUCUCCAACCCCAUUGCCACUGUUUAGUGCCUGGAGUAAGCAGAGAAGGAACUCUUCCAAGUGAGCAUAGGAUGGAGUGGAUGGAGAAUCUUCUGUAUUAGACUCAUUUCGGGUCACUGUAUUUGCAGACGUCUGUGUUAGCUUGGGCAGGUCACUUGAGACCAGCUUUGAACAUCUUAUCUGCAAAAUCAGAGGUAACAUCACUGUCUUGAAUUACUUGGAAGAUGCUUAGUAAGUGUCGUAGAAGGUAACUGCUGCAGAGAACUGAUCUGGGGAUAGAGCGGCUGUGCAAGCAGUUACAAAGGCUUUCUUCUUCUGUAUUUAAUCUUGUUCAGAAGCUGUCUCAUGGUUAUGGUGAAUUGUGAUCAAAGCAGCUUGAAAUUUUGUCAUGGCUCGGUGAUACAAUUUAUGACCCACCUUUCACUGGCGACCUAAUGAGCCAGUGACAACGGACUUGCCAGUUUUGAGGGGGUCAUUUUUCAGAGUUCAAGCCUCAGGCAAACAGCUCACUGUGAUUCUAAUAAAAAUAUGGCCUAAGCGUAAUUGCGCACUCUCUGGACAGCUUUAAAGCUUGGACUGAAAAGUUAAGGGACCGCAUUUCUGCUGGCAGAUGUAAAAAAAUUACUUGAUCCUUUUUGUGCUGGCUGGUUUAUGACUAUCUUGCUUGCAGACUUAUGGAAAAAAAUAAUGCCCUGACAAAGGGAAAGCCCAGCAGCCACAUGCAGGAGAUGUCAGGAGAAAUGUAAAGUCCAGACUUAGCCCCUUCAUCUUCGAGCUGCAAAUUCCCUUGGAGUAGCAGAGUAUCAUCUGUAGGAUCAGCUAGUUUGGGCUACUUGUGGGCACGAGUCAAGAGAGUUUAUUGGUGAUGACUCACAUCUUUCCAAACUGUAUUAUGAAAAUUGCAUAUCGGGAAGCUGAGUUUAAAGGAGACAGAUGUAAUGAAGCAUGCAGAACUAAUAGUUUCUAUCUUUCUCUUUCUUUAGUCCUUCAAAACAAGGUGAAGGCCAGUUUUCUGAAUUAGUAGGGGAUUAAUGGGUCACUGUUC
Molecule: messenger RNA, 2710 nt
Organism: Cuculus canorus (common cuckoo)
Lineage: Eukaryota; Metazoa; Chordata; Aves; Cuculiformes; Cuculidae
Gene: MASP2
Product: MBL associated serine protease 2
Exons: 5
Coding region: 12-623 (203 amino acids)
Molecular function (GO): calcium ion binding; serine-type endopeptidase activity
Source: RefSeq, a predicted model, not a curated record